AAUUUUAAAAAAGCUUUAAUAUCUGAAAAGCUAGUAGAUAUAUAGGCAAGCUUCUAGCAGAUGAUGGAGUUUCAUAAUGGGCUCAAAAAGUUAGUCAAAUUAUCAACACAAAAGAAACUGUGGUUUCAGAAAUGACUUGCAUGACAUCCUCAGUGUCAGGCCAAAGGAGGCAGGAAUGCUCUUUCUCUUUUUCAAAAGCAAAUAGCAUUAAUUCUAUUUCUCUUAAAUAUAAUGCAGAAGGUCGGAAACCAAUCACAUUCGAAGUUUUCUCAAAAAGCCAUAUAUUUAUCCAUGUUCUUUAACUAUCUUUCACUUGGCACCAACAUAGCUAAAGAGCAAUAUCGAUCUUAAGAGAUGGACAGUUACACCAUUAUUUCACUCGGACUUGUUAAUAGGUAAGAACGUUUGAGAUUAAUGUCCAAUCUGACAUAGUCUGCUUCGCUAGAGCUUCGGCCCAGAGUCCAAACCAAAGAGUUAUAUUUUUAAAAAAAUCUCAGAGCACUAAUAUUUGGAUUCCCCAAACUUAGUCCCAUCUUUGAAGCAGGUCAAGACUGAAUAUGGGUGGAAAUUCCAAACAAAGGCUUAAAAAUUCGGGCUCAAUAAACCGAGGUCGCAUUUGUAGUGAGAAGAUCUUCAGACAAAUGGACUUCUGUGGAGCAGGUGAGCCGUACUAGACUCCGUUUACCCAGAAGGCGGCUCGACUUCUGUCUCUGACGGGUGGCACUUUCUGCCCCAUGCACAGGGAACAGAAAGGGGGCUCAGUAUAACCAGUUUUCCCCAAGCUCUGCUCUGCUGUUUGCCAGUCCUGCGCUGUCUUGUUGUCCAGCACCAGGAACGGAGUACCAUUGACUUUCAGGGCGCUUUCUUUGACCACUGGAAACCUGGCCUUGGAGACUUGGAUCCUGGGACCAUCUCAGUGAGACUUGCUAUUCUCAAGUUAACAUCGGGAGAGCUGAAGCAACUUACUUGUCAGAAGUGAGUGCCACUGAUAAUCACUCAGGUGGAAGAAGGUAGAUGACAUAUUAGAAGACACUAACGGGAGGGGAGGAAGAGAAGUCGGAAGGUAGAGGAGUCCCCAGCGUUCUAGAUCUUUCACGCCCAUGUUCCGAAUGGGUUUUACCAAUGGUGCGCUAGCUGCUGAAGUACAAAGUUUGAGGGGGGAGGGGGAAGUGACUCAGAGCACCUAACUUGUGUUUGUUAGAUCCUGGCCGUUCCCUGCGGGGAAGCUGGAGGCGUAAUUUGUCUGCCGCAGCAAGCUCACCCGGAUGCCCUGCGCCGCAGGUAAGGUGCUGCCCGGGCACACCAGAACAAGCACCACCACCCGUUGAGCCGAAGUCUGUAUUUGGCUUUCUGCCCUGGGAAUCCGUGUGAAUUCUGAGCCGGCUACCUCUAGUCAGACCCAGGACAAAACUGGGGGCGAAGAGGGAGGUCCCCCUCCCCAUUCAUUCCCUCCAAGGACCAGGAGCAAGAAGAGUGGCCCAGAUGCGAGGUGCUCAAAAUGUCGGAGCUGUUCCUGGCUUCCGCGCCGCGUCUUUUCCUCCGCGGCGCUUCGUGCCUCUCCUGCUGGGAAUCGUCCGAGGUUCCAGUACGCCGCGUUGCCCAAAGCCAAGGCUGGGGCCAUGCGGGGUCCGCUCCUAAGAGCCAAGCCGCGAGUGGGAGGGGAGAGGCAGCUUCAAAACCGUUACUUUGCUCCCCCCGCGCUUCCCUUCUCGUCCCCAUCUGCGUCCCUCCCCCUUUACGGUUUCUUUUCCCUUUCUCUUCCUGUCCAAGCAUUUUUAAAUUUCCGCGCCUUCCUAACAGUCUGAUUGUAUAGUAUUGAUUUGACUUCUUUCCCCGCGGGCUUCGGCGCCCUUUGUUUUUGCUCUUCUGGUCAGCCGGGGCUUGGCGUGAACUUCUCUCACAGCCCCUUCUCCGGAACAGGCAAGGCGAGGCAGGAGCCCAGGAGCGAUCUCGGAUGCGCCCCGCAUCUCCUCCUUCUGCCCUCGCCCACCGCGCCUCGAGGAGGUCUCUCGCAGCUGGUGCAACCUGCCGCGCUGGAUGGGCGAGAUCUGCGGGUUCUCUCCAACGCUGAAGUCCCAGCCCAAGCGGCCGGAAACGCCGAGGCAAAAGCGCCGUCCCUCUGCAGUUUUCCUUCGGCGAGAAAGAUGCCGGGGGAAAGGCGGUGUGCGUUUGCGCCUCUGGGAAGCUGCGGCUGAAAAGACUCCUUUUCCUUCUAGAAUCGCCAAAGGCAACUGUCCCAAGGCGGCCUUCGCCUAAGAGGUCCUAGCACACGGAGGAAAAAGGCGAACGGCAAGGAAGCAGUGAAAAGGUUUCCAGUUUAAACUCAAGACAGGUAGAGCACUAAUGGUUCCUGCUCUAUUGGUCAGGACAUUUAAAAGAGUAUCAACAAUUAUUAAUAGCAUCUGAUAAUGAUUCAUACAAAACAUCAGUGAAUAGAAUUCCAGAACAGUCUACAAUGAAGGACAACAGAAAUUACAAAAGCUUCAGAAUGAAUUUCAAAAUUCAUGGCAAAAGUGCCAUUAAGAACCAUCAACUAAGAUAUGCAGUUCAGUUUGAAAUAAAUCUAAAUUUAGUUGGAAUCAAAAAAACCAUACAAAUUUCAAAAAAGCAAUUAGUAACAAGUAACAUUUUGAUGGAAAGAAAUUAUUUAAGGAGACUCAGAAUGUUGAUAAAUACAAAUCUUAAAGAUUGUAAAGUAAAGAUGAAUUGGUAUAUUAAUGUGAGAAAGAAAUUUGAAGAUAACAAAUCACAUGCAUCGUUUUUUGAAAAUGGAUAUAAAUACAUGAAAACCAGAUUACCAAUGAGUUAUAUGGAACAUCAAGCAAAUAUAUUAAGAAGUGAAGAACUGUUGCAAAAAAGUCAGAAAAGCUUGGGAAGCAUUAUGUUAAAAUUUACAAAACAACAUAAAGGAGAAGAUCAUAUUGAAGCAAACAUUUUAAAGGAAAAAUGUAAAAAUAGUAUUGAUAGACUUUUAGUUUCUGUGAAAGAAAAAUUUUGUAAAAUGAUUACAAAUGAGUACAAUAAAAAUUUGCACAGAAUAGUUUCUGAUGAACAGAAAAUACUUAAUAGAGAAAUAAAUAAAAAUAUGGAAUUUAAAAGUUUACAAUAUGAAAAAAAUAUUAAAGAAAAAAUUAAGAUGUGGAAAUGGAAAACAAGAAGUAAAAAAUCAAUUUAUGCAAAUCAGAAGCUUCAAUUUAGACAUUUAUUCACUUACCAAAGAAACAGUCACAUACAAAAGGUAUACUCAACUCAUAAAAAGAUGUGUAACAUUCAAAGGAGAAAAAUCUCUUUUUUUCGAACAAAAAUCUGUAGAAACAAACAUUUAAUACAAAAAUGGGGCAAUAUUGUCAGAGCUAGAAAAGAGAGUAAAUUUGGAGAAAAUGAAAUGGGCACUUUGUUCAAAAAUAUGCAUUUUUCCAUAAUAAAUCUUAAGUUUCUAACAAUUACAAUAUGUAUGAAGCAAGACUAUUUUAGCUCUAGGAAAUAUCAAACACAGCAAUUAAUCCAAGUGAAAAAAGUGUUGCGGUAUCUGUUGCCAUCUUCAGAGAGAGUUAAAAAGAAGUAUUUUAGUCAGAAAGGACCUGAAAUGUCAUUUCUAAAAACAUCUAUGGUAAAACAACUUAUUAAAAACUGUUUUCCAGGCUUAACCUACCAAUACUUCUACAAAGAUAUUUUUAAUAGCCCAUCAUCAACUUUUGAAAGAACCAAGCGAUCAGCAAAAAAUAAAACUGAAUCAGUAUCAGUAGGUGCUUUACAACAUUUAAGCAAUGCUCUUAUAGCAGGUGCUACACUUUUUGGAAUAGCUCUGUUUAUGAUUGUGUUAGCAGGAUUUUACCUCUACCUUAAAAGAAGACAAGUUUUAAAAUUUUUCAAUACUGUUCUGAAAGAUGGAAAAUCCUCUCCCAAGGCUAAAUCUACUGAUGCCCAAGGUUAUGCCCCUAUUUCUGUUUCACAGAAUUUUCAUUUUGUACAACCAAAGGACUCACGAAAGAAACAGACCACAAUGGCAGCAGAUGGAGAAACCCAUGCCAAAGAUCAUGUUGCUGUGAAAGAAAUAUAUGAUAGCUCUGAUACAGAAGGAAGUUCAAAAAAGUCGCACAGAGGUUUGAGUAUAAGAUCCAGAGCAUAUGUGUUUCCAUCUCGGUCCAGUGGAAGUGUACAAUCUUUCUACGAUGAUGCUUGUGAAAUUUGCUCAGCACAAUUUUCUUUAUCAGAUGAAUUUACUGUAGAAAAACCGUGUUCAAAUCUGUCCAGCACUACUACCAAAGCAAAAGAAACUGUUUCUGUUGCAUGUCAAACAAACCAUGGUUUGAAAGAUGAUCAAAACUAUGAUAUUAAUACUGAUAAGUCACUGCAGCUGAAGAAACCAACUAUUUCAAGAUCAAAGUCUGAAAAUGAUAUCGUAAAGGCUUCUUCCAGUAAUACAUCACGUCCAGUAGAAUUAUUGACUCAUGUUUCUGAAGUACAAAAUCCAUGAUCCAUGUUUAUAUCACAUUGAAAAGUUCAAAUUAACCUUAAAUGCUGAUGAUUCUAUUUUUUCAUAAAACAACAAAGUUCUUAACUUAAUACAAGGGCAUUAAGAAUAGCACACAAAGUUCUGUGAUGGAGUCUUGUUCCAGCUUUAUAGGAAGUUCUCCAUUUUUGAUGCUCCGUUUUAAGAUCAUGGUACCUCUGGUUAGGGUUACACAUUUUGAAUCUGGGAUAUUUUGACCACAAAAUGUUUUGUAGACUCACAACAGUGUGUGUGUACAACAGAUGCAACCAAAUAGUAAAACUUGUAGAAUGUAUUCUAGAGGGGCUAAGAGAAUUAUACUGUUAGAUGACCUAUUCAAGAUCAAGACUUGCCCUCUCUGCAGUUUGUUCAAAUGAUUUCAAAUUCCUCAAAGCAUUCAUGCAUUCAGUUGCAGGUUUCUGUAAGGAUUUUGCACAUUCAGUUACAUUUAUGCUCGCUCUCAUGCAAGCAAGGAGGCUGAGGUUUUUUGGGAGGGUUAUUGUGAUAAAACUGACUAAUUCCUAAUCAGAACUAGAAACUACCCAAACUGUUCAAACCCAUCUGGGUGAAUUCAUGAGAUGUGAAUCAAUGGCAUUCAAGAGCAUUUACUGAGAUUUUGUUCCUUUGGGUCAUUGGCUCUUGUGGCAUCAAGAGUGAAACCUGACAUCAGUAAACAAUGUUUUAUUAAUAAAUAUUGAAUUGUGGCCUAAGAGAACAUAGGUUUCGAUCAUUUUUUCUGUCACAAUGAAAAACAAUUGUGAUAUUAUGCAUGGGAUUGAGACAGUUGCCAUUACAUACUUUUUAAUCAAAAACAAAUAUUUUAUUUGUGAUACAGUGUCAUGGAGAGUUUGGUUGUAUUGACCUAGUUGCAUAAUUCACUAACAUAUAGUGAAGUUAUGAAAUAAAGUAGAAUUUUUUUCUUCUUUUAAAAGGGAAGUUGAAGUUCCAACUUGCUGGGGAAUUCAAGCCUUUGCAUAGCUUGACAAAGAAUGUAUGGUAAGGUAUUGAUCUUAAAAGAUAAUUCUGGAAUCUAUAUAUGUAUAAUACAACAAAAUCAUAACAGACAUUUUCACUAUGGCUUAGGAAGCCUUAUAAAUGAAGCCCCAGAAUCAGUGGUGAAAUCCAAAUUUUUUUACUACCAAUUCUGUGGGCGUGGCUUGGUGUGGUUUGGUAGGGGAAUAAUACUGCAAAUUUUCCAUUCCCACUCCACUCGGGCCAGCUAGAGGUGGUAUUUGCCAGUUCUCCAAACUGCUUAAAAUUUUCGCUACCAGUUCUCCAGAACCUGUCAGAACCUGCUGGAUUUCACCCCUGCCCAGAAUGAUUUAUUUUCUUGUUUUUUGGCAAAAAAAUGCUGAGCUGCACUGCUAAGCAGGAUGGAGAACAAGAUGCUUCCUUUUGUAGUUUACUGAAUUUCUAUGGCGAGGAUAUAAAAAAGAUGAGGCAUUUCCAUUCCCCACCAUCAGUUUUUAGUCUCCUGUUAUAGUUGGUGAGUAUAACUAAUAUACCUGUUUUGAUGACAAACACUGGUAAAUAAAAUACAAGAAUAAGCCAAAGGUUAGGAUUCUAAAGCAACCUGCCUAUUAGACCCAAACAGGUAUGUUGCUCUGUGAGAUGCUGUUUCUCCAUGAGUCUAGUUCAGGAAUCCCCAAACUUUUGGACUUCAGGGACCACUAAUAUGAAUCCAGUGCGCUGCUUGCUGAAGCGCCUGGACUCCCAGUGAUGGGAGCGCCUGGACUCCCAGCGGAGAUGGGAUGGGGGUCCUUCAGGCACUCUCUCUCCCCCUCUCUUUCUCUCCCACUCAUUCUCUGAUUCCCUCUCUCUCUGUGUCUGUCAUUCUCUGUCUCUCUCUUUCAUUCUGUCUCUCCCUCCCUCUUUCUCUUCCUCUCUCUCUCCCCUUUUUCUCAUCUGUCUUCCCCCUUUCUUUCUUUCUUUCUCUCUCCUCCACUCUUUCUCAUGGGCCAGCCAGUGUCCUGGGGCUGAGAGGAAGUCAAUUGUCCCCUCCCCCGAGAGACUGAGGUAUAGGAGCACGAACAAGGGAUGGAAGAAACUUGCAACUUUGCAAUGCAGCCCUCGCCAGAUGGAAUGAGGUAAUGGUGCAAGGGUGGGACAGUGCAGGCCGGCCGAAGCAACGGGUGGCAGGAACC
Messenger RNA from Ahaetulla prasina, 6636 nucleotides. RefSeq lists its product as uncharacterized. The record is from RefSeq and is a predicted model, not a curated record. Lineage: Eukaryota; Metazoa; Chordata; Lepidosauria; Squamata; Colubridae. The transcript is spliced from 7 exons. Bases 2456 to 4477 code for a protein of 673 amino acids.